AUGGACAUUGAAAUCUUUAGCAGAAUUGGCAUGGCUGAUAUCGCAGUUGAUGCAACGACUUUUAGUUGGGCAGUGGACAGUGCCAUAUGGAGUGAGAGUACGUCAAAUAUGGGAGAAUCUCGUGUCCAUAGUUUUGCUUCGGUAGUGGACAGUGCCAUAAGGAGUAGCACUGAUACUGAAGCAGAUUUGGAAACGUCCCCCAUCCAUUAUUUUUCUUUUGCUUCUGCGGUGGACAAAAGGACUGCUGCUGCACGAUUAUCACAAGCAGCGUCGGAUGGGAGAGGACAUGUUGCUGCGCGAUUAUUCACCCUGUCUGAGCUUAAAGCAGCCACCAAUAAUUUCUCACUUCACAACAAGAUUUUUAGUGCUGGAAGCAUUAGUGUUGUGCAUAGAGGCAAACUCUUUGAUGGCCGUGAGGUGGCUAUCAAAAAGGCUGAAACCAGUUCUAAGGUGAAGGAUUUUCAAGAGGUAUUUGGCUAUUUAUCGAACCUUUUGCCCCGUCUAUGCCAUAAGCACUUGGUUGGACUAGUUGGGUUCUGUAAAGCUAAAGAUAAAAGGUUCUUGGUGUAUGAGUACAUGAAGAAUGGGGCGUUGUAUGAUCAUUUGCAUGACAAAAACAAUGUGGACAAGGGGAGCAGUGUGUUGAAUUAUUGGAGAAUGAGGAUCAAGAUUGCCUUGGAUGCUUCGCGGGGAAUAGAACAUCUUCAUAAUUAUGUAGUUCCAUCUAUUAUUCACAGAAAUAUAAAGUCUUCCACCAUUCUUCUUGAUUCUACUUGGACGGCAAGAGUAUCUGAUUUUGAAUCGUCGUGGUUCAUGAGUCCAGAACCUGACCAUGUUUACAUGGAUACAAGUUUGUUGACAGCAAAGAGUGAUGUGUAUGGGCUUGGAGUUGUACUGCUUGAACUUUUAACAGGAAAGAAAACUAUGUUCAAGUAUGGCAGGAAUAGAGACACCAGUAUGGUGAACAUUGCACGGCGUGUUAUUUUGGCUGGUAAAAUGGUGAAAAUUUUGGAUCCAAGGGUUGGACGACCACAUGUGAAUGAAGAAGCAGAGGCCCUGGAGUUAGUGGCCCAUACAGCGGUCAGUUGUGUAAAUUUGAAAAGGAAAGAUAGGCCAACAAUGGCUGAGGUAGUGGCCAAUUUGGAGAGGGCUUUAGCUAUUUGCGAUCUUGGCCCGUGA
Sphenostylis stenocarpa is the source of this 1179-nucleotide messenger RNA. The record is from the annotation of a GenBank genome assembly. Lineage: Eukaryota; Viridiplantae; Streptophyta; Magnoliopsida; Fabales; Fabaceae.